CAGGAGCCGUCUCCCACGCACCCAGUGAAAUUGUGACCCUCAAUGUUUGUGAAAUUGUGAAAGUGAAGUGAGACCAAAUGUCAUCCGUGGCUACUACCAACCGUGCUAGUGAUAUGUGGAAUACAUGUCCAGAUAUGAACACUCAAGGUGCUCUACAAGCAAAGCAGUAUGGGUAUCGGCAGUACCCAACGGCACAUGAAGGGUAUGGCUAUCCUAAUCAAUCUUAUUACCCUCAAAACUGUGAUUACUCUCAAGUGCCUUCAGCCACAGCGGCGUAUGCUGCAAAAAUGUACGUGAACCGCGGUCAUGUUGACCAGACCACGAUCAAAUCAGAACCAGUCAGUUGGCAAGACUAUCCCGCAAGCUAUGCUGACCCCAACAACCAAGUCAACAUAGAUAUGAUUAACAAAUGGAAAGAAAUGAACGCACACUAUCCUUACUAUAAACAAAACUAUGAAAAUGGAUAUAACUACGGCUACGAUCAACGUUAUGAACAACAUGUGAACCCUGGAUACGGAGAACCCAAGGCCGAUGACUCACGAUCCAUGACAUCGCCUAGCCAAUGCAGCAUCCCUGAUACCAACUACGGUUCUCCAAGCAGUACAUCGAGCGCUAUGAAACCAGCUAGCCCUGAGGCUGAAGAUUCUCCCAACCUCAGAGCUCUUUUGACGAAACCCAAAUCAAGAAAAACACCGCCUUACUUCGUCAAAACUGACAAGUCUUACAAACACGAAGCGAUACAGCGGCUUGUGUCUCAAAGGGAAAAAGCGUCUGAGUGGGAUAAAACUAAUGAAACGGUAUUAGAUAUGCCGUGCAAUAUGCCGCAAUUUCAUGGUAACUUGAAAAACAAUGCUGAGGAGCCGACAUCAAACCCGCUGAAGGAGCCCGGCGGGGGAGGGGCGCCGGCGGUGGAAGCUGCAGCGUCAUCGCUGGAGCCCGCGCGGACUUGUCACGAUAUGACGAGGGUCGAAGCAGGCGGGGACAAAGCGGAUUACGCUGAUAACAAAAUGGCCGCUUCCGAUGCAACAGGCAUCUACCCGUGGAUGAAGACACUUGGUGAUGACAAAAAAGAAGGAUCAAAGCGGACAAGACAAACGUACACUCGCUUUCAGACGUUGGAGUUGGAAAAGGAGUUCCAUUUCAACAAAUAUCUGUCUCGGCGACGAAGGAUAGAAGUUUCACACGCUUUGGGACUAACAGAGCGUCAGAUCAAAAUCUGGUUCCAGAAUAGAAGAAUGAAGGCCAAGAAGGACGGAAAGCUUUCGACCUCGCCGGAGCAUUAUAUGGAUGAUUUGGGGAACACGGCGCUGGGUAACAUGCCUGAGUUCUUGGACAAUAGGUCGCAAAUGGCCGGGUUACCUGAGGGAUACCCCGGUGCUAAUUACCACAUGACCGGACCAGCUGCCAAUAUGGGUCACGUACCUGGGUCCAUGCCACAGAACUGCAUGAUGCCACCUUACGGAGGAAUGGUACCUAAAAUGUGAUGGGCAUUCACGUAAUGAAUGAGACAUGUAAAAUAUGGCAUUCUUUGUAAAUAUAAUAAUUUUAGAUAACCUACUCUGAAAUUGAAAAGUUUUAUAAGUGUAUGUGAUGAUGUUACAAAUGAUAGAAGGUGAAUUCGAAUAAUACUAAAUUUGAUAAAUCAAGUUGAUUGUUAAUUAAAAUGAUGGUAGGUAUAGAUUGUAAAUAAUUAUAUAAGAAAAGAGAGUUCCUAUAGUAUAAGAAUAUUAGUUAGGUAUAAAGUGUUUUUAAGAUGAUUAUUUAUAAAUGAAUGAAGACAAACUGAUAUUAUUUUAGUAGGUAUAUUGUACUAGUUUUAUUACUUCUAUGAUUGUACUACUCUAGUCAAUAAUAA
Messenger RNA from Plutella xylostella (diamondback moth), 1855 nucleotides. RefSeq lists its product as uncharacterized. Gene Ontology annotation, cellular component: nucleus. Gene Ontology annotation, biological process: regulation of transcription by RNA polymerase II; anterior/posterior pattern specification. The record is from RefSeq and is a predicted model, not a curated record. Gene Ontology annotation, molecular function: RNA polymerase II cis-regulatory region sequence-specific DNA binding; DNA-binding transcription factor activity, RNA polymerase II-specific. NCBI's taxonomy places the organism in Eukaryota, Metazoa, Arthropoda, Insecta, Lepidoptera, Plutellidae.